UUGUUGUUGCUCCUGGCCUGGCCACACGAAUAUUCCAGGGGUACUUCAUCUGGCUGCGAAUCUCGGGCAGCGUUCAGUUUCAUCUGAGACGUUUGGCGCAGCGGUCGAUACCACAGUGAAUCAGGCCAAACGCUGUGAAAUAUAUACGAACAAGGAAGGAAGAAGGCGAAAACCUCAAAAAUUCCAAUAGCAAAACCCUAGUUUCGAACUAAGAAUACCUGAAGUUGCUAAUGAACUUUUUCCCGGUUGAAAAGCUGAAGAGUGAACAAGAGUGAAUUGUGAAAAGUGAUUCCGAAAGGACCAAGCCAAGUGUUGUGGUGCUCUGGGGAAGAAACUGAAAGUGUCCUGCGGUGGCGGAGUCUUGCAUUUGCCGUCGCUAAUUGUGCAGCUGACAGGCGGCAAUCAGGAAGGAAAAACUUUUGCUCCUGCCGCCGGUUACGCUUCUCCUGCCUCGCACUUCGUCCAAAUCCAAAAUCCGCAUCCGUAUCCGAAUCCCGGGAAAUUGUCCGCCUGCCAGGCCUCAAGCUGGGCGAUUACCGCAAAAUGACACGUGUCAGGCGCAUUGUGCGCUUGGCCUAAAAGUAUGCUGCAUCAUUAGUGUCUCAACAACGGGCACAACUAUACCAACGCCAACGCCUACGACUACAACUACACCAACGAGACAAAGGAUGAACUGGGCUGGCUGCAGCUGGGAAAACUGAAAAUGCACGCUCAUUAGAAGGGACAGACGCGCCGAGCGGGAAAAGCCAACAGCAAAAGCGCAUUGCGAGUUCCUAAGUCAAACGCCAACGCCGAAAAAACAACGCCCUGCCAUAAUUAGCAGCGACAGAAAUACAGGGAAACUUGGGGAAAGGCAACGGAAAGCGGAAGGACAGCUGGCAAAAGUCAAGGACGAGCUCCAGCAUAAUUCGCGAAGGCAUGGCCAUGGGUAGUAACUCCAGUUAUCUCGAGCCCCACAAGACGCCCAAAGCGGACGCAGCGAGGUGAUUUUCGUGACUUUCAAAACUAGACAAAUUGGCAGAGCUCGCAAUUUAUCGCCGGGCAAACUGAUAGAUUCGAUUAGCAGUCUAAAAAGCAUAAAGCCAGCGGACCACAGAGACAACAGCCGGCGGCUUCUUUAAUUUGUCAACCAAACACCAACCAGCAACCACCUAGCACCACCCACCAGCCAACAGACACCGCCCACCGCCCACCGCCCAUCGGACUUCCGCUAAAUCCAUCGCCGUAAGCCCACAAACAUCGAGUCAUGCCGGAGCAGGAUAAUUACGAUGAUGAGUUGGUCUCCAGCAAUCCCAACCAACGGAACUGGCGCGGAAUCCUCAUCGCGCUGCUGGUCAUCAUCAUUGUCCUGGCCCUGAUUGUUACAUCGGUGGUGCUGCUCACGCCCCCCGAUGAGGGACCGCGGGUCAAGGGGCAGCGCAUCAAGCUGCAGGACAUCGUCGAUGGCCUCUUCGUGCCGCAGCACUCCAACGGCACAUGGAUCGAUGGCGAGGAGUUUCUGUACCAGGACCAUUUGGGUCGCAUCUGUCUGCUGAAUGCAGCCAAUCGCUCGGAACGUGUCCUCAUGUCCAAUGUGACAUUUAAAACGCUGUCACCCUUCACCUUCACCAUAUCGGCGGACAAGCGCUAUCUGCUCCUGGCCCAGAAUGUUGUGAAACUGUUCCGCCACUCGUACUUGGCCCAGUACACGCUCUACGAUAUUCAGACCAGCGAGAGCAUCAAGCUGCGCCACAGUCCGCACCAGGAUGAAUGGCCCUACCUGCACUACGCGCGAUUUACGCCAUCUGGAAACGCAGUUGUCUGGGUCCAGAGCUACGAUAUCUAUUACCGGGAGGAGGUCCGCAGUGCGUCCGUGCAUCGGAUUACCCACGAUGCGGUGCCCGGCGUGGUGUACAACGGCAUUCCCGAUUGGCUGUACGAAGAGGAGAUACUUCACGCAAAUAAUGCGAUUUGGAUGUCCGACAACGGCCAACUGAUGCUGUACGCCACCUUCAACGACACGCACGUCCAGGAGCAGCACUUCGCCUGGUACGGCACGACGGGUCCGUCCGGCGGAGAGGCAGCAGCUGCAGCGGCAGUCGCAGCUGGAGGAGCCGGAACCGGGAGCGCAGGAGCGGCCGGCAGCAAUCCGCAUGCCAGCCUGUACCCGGAAAUCAGGUCCUUACGCUACCCCAAGCCCGGCACCCAGAAUCCCACGGUAACCCUACGAGUGGCAGACCUGAAGGACCCGCUGAAAGUUCACAUCACAGACCUGCAUCCCCCGCAAAUAAUAGCUAAUGAGGAUCACUACUUCAGCAGCGCCAGCUGGGUGAGUCACUCGAAAAUCGCAGUGGUGUGGCUCAAUCGUCCGCAAAACAUCUCGGUGGUCAGUGUGUGCAAGGCUCCUUCGUUCCAGUGCAUCGAGACCCACCGGGUGAGCGGAGACGGACGUGGCUGGGUGGACACUGUCGCAGUGCCAUUGUUUGCCGCCAAUGCCAGCAUCUACGUGGCCAUAUCCCCGCUGCGAGAUGGACUGUUUGGCUAUUUCCGGCACAUCGUGCACGUGGACAUCGACAAGAACCGGGUGCUGCCCCUCACCCAUGGUCCGUACGAAGUGAAUCGACUGCUGCACUGGGAUCAGCUGGAUAAUUGGAUUUACUUCCUGGGAACUCCAGAGCGUCUUCCGUCGCAACAGCAUCUGUAUCGCGUAUCCGCCCUGCCGGCCCGCCAAGGUCAGGCCCUGCGCUCUCCCGACUGUCUGACGUGUCCGGCGGUGUCGCAGUGGUCCGAGGGCUACGACGAAGGUCACACCAAGUCGCCGCCCAAGCUGGUGACCGCCUGGGACGAUGACUGGGAGGACUCCGAGGAGGCGGAGGCGCAAGCGCCGCAGUCAGCUCUGCCCGUGGAGCAACAGCCGCCGGGGCGGGGUCAAAGUGCUCCUCUGCCACCGCCCCCCAGUGACUGCCUGUACCACGAGGCGAAGUUUCCAAUCUCGCGGCAAGCGAAGUACGUACUGAUCGAUUGCCUGGGACCAGUGGUACCCACUUCCAUACUUUACGGCUUCAAGUCCGCCGCUGCGGACAGUGCCAAAACGAAACGACACAGCACCCAGCAGGAGGAACCACCCACGGAGGGUGGUGAUGAUAAAGCAGAGGAGGAGCCCAAGUCUCAGUUCCUGGAGCUCCUGGUCAUCGUGCAGAACAACACCCGGUUGAAGGAGAAGAUGGCCAAGACCGCCAUGCCGCAGAUCAAGACCUUCCCCGUGAUGAUCUCCGGCGGCUAUCAUGCCCAGGUCCGACUAUACCUUCCGCCGGUGCUGCGCGAGGACGAGAUAACACGGUAUCCCACCAUACUGCAUGUUUACUCGGGACCGGGCAGCCAGUUGGUCACCGAUCUCUGGCACGUCGAUUGGAACACCUAUCUGGCCGGCAGCAAGGAUUACAUUGUUGUGGAGAUCGACGGACGGGGAUCCGCCGGGCAGGGCUACCAGCUGCUCCACGAGGUCUACAAGCGUCUGGGCAGCGUGGAGGUUUCCGAUCAACUGGAGGUCAGCGAGUACCUCAGGGAUAACCUGCACUUCAUCGACUCACGCAGAAUGGGCGUCUGGGGCUGGAGUUAUGGAGGAUACACAGCUGCAUUGGCCCUGGCAGGACAGCAGUCGAUUUUCCAGUGCGGGAUCAGCGUGUCGCCGGUUACCAACUGGAAGUUAUAUGACUCCACGUAUGCGGAACGCUAUCUGAGUUUCCCCAACGUGACGGACAACUACAAGGGCUACGAGGAGAGUGACCUGUCCAAGUACGUGGACAACCUGCGCGAUCGCCAGUUCCUGCUGGUCCACGGAACCGCCGACGACAAUGUGCAUGUGCAGCAAUCGAUGGUCCUGGCCCGAUCUCUGACCAGCAAGGGAGUGCUCUACAAGCAGCAGAUAUAUCCGGAUGAGGGCCACACCCUUUCGGGGGUUAAGCGGCACUUGUAUCGAUCGAUGACCGCCUUCUUUGAGGAUUGUUUCAAGAAACUGGUGCCGCCGGAAUCGAAAGCUGGUCUGGGCAGUGGCGGCGAUAUGCAACAGCAAUAAACUUGAAUUAUGGCAGCAGGAAUUCUGAUAACAAAAGUAUGGAACACAACAAACUUCAACCGGAACGUGCGAACGAAAUGUUUUUCUGUAAAUUGCAUUCUAUGUGAUUUAUCAUGAACACACCCACGACACCUACACACAUAAAGCGGCUAAAUGGCAACUCAAAUAGCCAAACGGCGGCGGCAACGCAUAAAAACAACUUAGUUAAAUGGCAUUUUGUGUAAAAUUAAUAAGCAAAGCGGCAGCAGCAACUGCAAAAUGUGAAAUACGAAACGCGAAAUGCCAAGUAAGUGUGCCCAAAAAGGAGCAUAAACAAACAAAUGUAUAUGUAUGCGGACAAAGCGGACAAAAUCAACAUGGUUGUGAAAACAUAACUCACACACACACGCGCACACAGACCCCG
Messenger RNA from Drosophila erecta, 4457 nucleotides. RefSeq lists its product as uncharacterized. NCBI's taxonomy places the organism in Eukaryota, Metazoa, Arthropoda, Insecta, Diptera, Drosophilidae. The transcript is spliced from 15 exons. Gene Ontology annotation, biological process: proteolysis. The record is from RefSeq and is a predicted model, not a curated record. Gene Ontology annotation, molecular function: serine-type peptidase activity; dipeptidyl-peptidase activity. Bases 1247 to 4054 code for a protein of 935 amino acids.